GGUUAGCAUGCUGUGGAUAGGAGGCUAACCUACUGACACACACAGACACACACACACAGACACACACAUGCAGUGAUGCAGUGUCCGAGGCUUCCUAUUGGACGGUGAGUGAUGGUCCACAUGUAGUCAAACUUCAGAUUGACAGACAGCUCAUUGGGGGGGCGGAGCCUGUAGGUGGAGGUGGUGAUGUCAAAGCGAGCAGCAGGGGGGCGGGGGAAGGGGGAGCGACCUGAUGCCAUGGCAACCCUUCAAGCAGCCAAUGAAGAGCUGAGAGCCAAACUGACAGACAUACAGAUAGAACUACAACAGGAAAAGAACAAGGUGAGUCGUCUGGAGAGAGAGAAGAGUCAGGAACUGAGAGCGGAGCAUCACCGGGCAACGGUUGCCGUGACGGAACUGAAAACCAAACUUCACGAGGAGAAGCAGAAGGAGCUUGCUGUUACCAGGGAGACAUUACUACGGCAACAUGAGAUGGAGCUAAUGAGAGUCAUCAAAAUCAAAGACGGAGAGAUUCAGCGUCUGAACGGACUGGUGCUAACACUGCGGGACGGAUCUGCUGACAAGGUGAGGAGCGCCCUGAUGGCAGAGGUGGAGGAGACAAGGAGGAGCUGGGAAGCAGAGCGCUGUCGCCUCCAGCAGGAGGUUCAGGAGCUGCGAGGAGCAAAGAGGGGCGCAGACGAGGCUCUGGCAUCAGCUCAGCAGGCCAGCCAGGCCCGAGCAGCCGAACUACGAUCAGCUCAUCACCAACACCAGGAGGAGCUGAACAGAACCAAGAGAGAUUGUGAGAGGGAGAUCCGCCGACUGAUGGAUGAGAUAAAGCUGAAGGACAGAGCUGUCAGUGUAUUGGAUAAAGCCCUGGGGCUUCAGGCUGGCCACGCCCACCGCCUGCAGCUGCAGACUCAGGCUGCCGAGCAGCAAAUCGCAGCCCUGAGAGACGCGCAGAGGGCGGGGCUAAACCACCCUGGCCACGCCCCUAAUUCUACCCCUAACACUGCUCCUCACAUUUCUCAGGAGGAACGGGACACUCGGAGGUUUCAGUUGAAAAUCGCUGAGCUCAGCGCAGUCGUCAGGAAGCUGGAGGAUCGAAACGCUCUGCUGUCUGAAGAACGCAAUGAACUGCUGAAGAGGCUGAGGGAGGCAGAGAGUCAGUUUCUUCCUCUUCUGGACAAAAACAAACGUCUGAGCAGGAAGAAUGAAGAGCUGGCCCUCGCGCUGCGUCGCCUCGACAACAAGCUUCGCUUCGUCACUCAGGAGAACCUGGAGAUGGUAACUAUGAGGAGACCCAGCUCACUGAAUGACCUGGACCGCAGCCACUCCAGCAGUUACCACGGUUACAGCCAGGAGGACAGAGAGAUGGAGUUUCUACGACUUCAAGUUCUGGAGCAACAACACAUCAUAGACGACCUGUCAAAGGCUCUGGAGACAGCUGGUUAUGUAAAGAAUGUUAUAGAAAGAGACAUGUUACUGAGAUACAGACGACAAGAAUCUGUGAGGAGGAAACGAACCUUCAGAGCCUGCAGGGUCAUAGAGACAUUUUAUGGCUAUGAUGAAGAAGCGUCGGUGGACUCUGAUGGAUCAUCUUUGUCCUUUCACACUGACCGAACCCCCGACACUGAACCAGACGAGGUGUGUGUCCGUGAGGAGGCGGAGCUUCGUUACCGUCAGCUGACUCAGGAGUAUCAGGCGCUGCAGCGAGCGUAUGCUCUGCUGGCGGAGACGAGUGGCGGGAACUACGACGCUGAGAAGGAGAUCAAGACCAGAGAGCAGCUGCUGACUGAAAUCAGUCAAUAUGAAAGCAGAGUUGCAGAUCUGGAGUCAGCACUGAAACAACAAGGACUGGAUGUGAAGUGGGUGGAGGAGAAGCAUCUGUUGUAUCAGAGGAACCAGCAGUUGGUGGAGAAGGUGAGGCAGAUGGAAGGUGAAGAAGUGCAGCUGCAGAACGACAUCCAGGACGUCAGAGACCAGAACGAGCUGCUGGAGUUCCGAAUCUUAGAGCUGGAGGAGAGGGAGCGCCGCUCACCGGCCAUUAACUUCCAACAAAUCCAUUUCCCAGAAGGCCUCAGUCCUCUGCAGAUCUACUGUGAGGCAGAGGGAGUCACUGACAUUGUGAUCAGUGAGCUGAUGAAGAAGUUAGACAUUCUGGGAGAUAACGCCGUAAGUAAUCUGUCCAAUGAGGAGCAGGUGGUGGUGAUUCAUGCCAGGACGGUGCUCACUCUGGCAGAGAAGUGGUUGGAGUCAAUUGAAGUGACGAAGUCCGCUCUGCAGCAGAAGAUGUUGGACAUUGCAAGCGAGAAGGAUCUGUUCAGUAAACAGAAGGGUUACCUGGAUGAAGAGCUGGACUACAGGAAGCAGUCAAUGGAUCAGGCUCAUAAGAGAAUCCUGGAGCUGGAAGCCAUGUUGUUUGAGGCUCUGCAGCAGGAGGAAGACUCCAGGAUGGUGGGAUUAAAGAUGGAGGAGGCUCGUCUGACUGAAACACUGACAGAGGACGAGAGAGAGGGGCUUAGGAGAGCCAUGGACCAGUGGAAAAGAACUGUGAUGUGUGAGCUGAGAGAGAGAGAUGCCCAGAUCCUCCGAGAGAGGAUGGAACUACUGCAACUCACACAGCAGAGAAACAAGGAGCUAGAGGAAUUUAUAGAAGCACAGAAACGUCAGAUCAAAGAACUGGAGGAGAAGUUUCUAUUUCUGUUUCUAUUCUUCUCUUUGGCCUUCAUCCUCUGGUCCUAACAGCAGCUGCGUCUGCAGGCCUGCAGAGUCCAGCAGCUGAACACUCAGUGGGGUCAGCUCAGUCUGGAUUGGUCAAGAAGACAGAAGGAUUCAGAGGGCUUCAGGUUUUGGAACCAGCAGCACCUGACUGAGGCAUGUUGGCUUCACUGCCCUACUCACCUGCCUCUGGCUGCUAUCAGCCAAUCAGAGCAGAGCCCAGCUGUCAGCUGACUCUGGAACUACACUGUCACACCCUCCCAGAAUGCCACUGUGUUCAUUCAGAGACUGAGCUAUGGAUGGUUUCCAUGGCAACAGAAGAAUGUUGUGUUAUAGAAGAGCGAAACCAUCACCGGCAACAUGCUAACUAUCUUAGUGUUAGCUAAUGUUUGCCAGAACGUUCUUUGUCAGUUAAUUGAUAUGCAGCUAACAAACACACGUGCUGGCCUCAGCCAGCUGGACAAAAGUGGUGCUGGACUUCAUACAGUUAGCUCAGCUAGCUGAACUUCCAUUAGAGCUAGCUAAGCUAGCUGACUUCAGACAUUGUUGGCUGAGAUAGCUGGAUAGCAACAGUUAUCUUUGCCAGUUGACUUCAGAGUUAAAGUAGUUAAUUGUGUCAAUUAAAGGUAACUAACCGAUUUGUGGGUUAAUGAAGCUGCAGUGAGUCAGAGCUUGAUGAAAUACAGUAGGAGUUCAUUAAGUGGUUGUGAAGUUACACACGGUUGAAUCACCAUAGAAACACGGUUGAAAAACAGAAUCUGUUCUCACCUGUCCUGAUUUAAGUUCAGAUGAAGUAAACUUUGUUCUGAUUGGCUGUUCCCCCUGCAGGGUAGAGAGUGGUUUAACACAAUAGAGCCUUUCAGCUCACUUAUAGAACUAAGGUUACUGCGGAUAACCUUCAUCACAUCACAGGACCAAAAACUGAUGAAGGAAACUCUUCCUCAUGACCACAGGAGGUAUGCUGGAGGUCAGAGCUGCAAGAAAAACAACUGAACUUUAAAAAGAAAACAAUACCAUGAAGCAUGAAGUUUGAAAGAAGUGAAACUUGGUAAUUAAAGCUGCUGCAGGUCAUGUCGUCAUUCAGCCGAGAGCGGACAUGAUGGGAAGUGAAACACGGUCCAGGUGAUCCAGAUUACAGGUGGUGAGGUUCAAACUGAUGGAAGAAAGUACAAUGUCAGUUCUUAGACUGGACUGAAUUAUGGAGGAUAAUUUCACAGAACAAUAAAGAACACAUAUUAUUCAUAAUUUAUUACUAUUAUAUGAAAUUAUGCAUCUUUUUUCUGCUAUGAAAGAUAAUCAGUUGAUACUGAAAUUACACUGACAGUUUGAAAAGGAAAUCUUUAAAUAAAAUUAUAUCAAUAUUUUGUAGUUUAAUCAAUUGCAAAAUAAUGUUAAUGUUUUAUUGUUUUGCUUAUCUGGUAAAAUUUUUAAUAUUUUAUUUCAUGUCAGGUUUAGCGUUUCACUUUCCAGUUUGUCAUUUCAGUGUGAUGAAAUUCUGGUUGGUAUUAUUUUUAACUUUUUUAACUGUGAUUAUCUUUACUAUUUGUUUAAAACAUGUUUUCUCUGUGAGAAUUAUCCUCCAUUGGUCCUGCAGCGUUCAGAACAGAAACUGAGUAUGUUUUAAAAACUGGAUGCUGCAGUUGUACUUUUAUUAUUCCAGAUGAUAUUUUUCUAUCCCCGCUGUGAGUCUGAUCUCAGUGAACAUCUGAAGAGUCGGCACUUCAAUGUAAUUACAGAUUAAAAAUGGUGGAAAGGAGA
Molecule: messenger RNA, 4458 nt
Organism: Thunnus maccoyii (southern bluefin tuna)
Lineage: Eukaryota; Metazoa; Chordata; Actinopteri; Scombriformes; Scombridae
Gene: jakmip3
Product: Janus kinase and microtubule interacting protein 3
Exons: 24
Coding region: 187-2724 (845 amino acids)
Molecular function (GO): kinase binding; microtubule binding
Source: RefSeq, a predicted model, not a curated record